This is a messenger RNA of Lichtheimia ornata, 1182 nucleotides long. RefSeq lists its product as uncharacterized. Gene Ontology annotation, biological process: proteolysis. NCBI's taxonomy places the organism in Eukaryota, Fungi, Mucoromycota, Mucoromycetes, Mucorales, Lichtheimiaceae. Gene Ontology annotation, molecular function: aspartic-type endopeptidase activity. The coding region runs from base 1 to 1182 and encodes 393 amino acids. The record is from RefSeq and is a predicted model, not a curated record. The transcript is spliced from 3 exons.
AUGGUCUGCAAUGGAACACCUGUUACUGUUUUGCUCGAUACUGGUGCUAGUACAUCUUACAUUUCACCACGCAUUUGCAAGCACAUGACGCAUCACUUGGUCCAAGGACGAGAGGUUGAAACAAACUGGUGGACAUACUAUGGCGAUCAAGUCACUCGUAUCUUUUUGAUCUUUCAAUGGCUGGCAAUACACCCAUCCAUGGAAGGCAAUUGGUUCAAGCAUGUACAACCGAUACCAGAUUGGCGACACGACACCUGGCAGAUCAAACAAGGCAACCACAUCCAUAUCUUGACUCCAAGUCGCAAACGGCAGAUUCCUGAUUUGGCAUAUCUUCUCAAUCGACGAUACGAUGGCACCUUUGAUACUUUGGUUCAUGAAUACGCUGAUGUCUUCCGAAACGAACUACCAGGCUUACCUCCAGAUCGUGAUAUUGAGCAUGUGAUUGAUACUGGUGAUGCUCAACCCAUCAAUCGGCAUCCUUUCAAGAUGAGUCCUCUCGAGCUGGAUGAAUUGCGGCGUCAAUUGGCUGAACUCCAAACCUUGGGAUUGAUUGAACCAAGUAACUCUCCAUGGGGUGCACCAGUUCUGUUUGUCCGCAAGAAAGAUGGUUCAAUGAGACUCUGUAUCGAUUAUCGCGCUCUCAAUGCAGUGACACGUCGCAAUGCCCAUCCCUUACCACGAAUUGAUGAAUGUCUCGAACGUCUUGGUGGUGCACGAUUCUUCUCCAGCAUCGACCUCAAGAGUGGUUACCAUCAAGUACGAAUCCGACCUGAAGAUGUUCCAAAAACGGCCUUCAACACAAGAUACGGUGCAUGGCAAUGGAAAGUGCUCCCUUUUGGAUUGACGAAUGCUCCACCUACUUUCCAAAAGAUGAUGAAUUCAAUCCUUGGUGAUUUCCUCGACAAGUUUGCCCUGGUUUACCUUGACGACAUCCUUAUCUUCAGCCGUACCAAAGAAGACCAUCUCAAGCAUGUUCCGAAUGGUGUUGGAUCGUUUGCGAGCCCCAAGCUAUACGCCAAUCUCAAGAAGUGCGAGUUCAACAAGACUGAAUUGGGUUGUCGGCUUCAAGUGAGUGCUCAAGGUAUCCUGCCAUCAAGUCCAAGGUCAAGGCGAUUCAAGAGUGGCCCACAUUACAAUGUUCAAGAAGUUACGGCAGUUUAUCGGUUUGGCGUCUCAUUAUAG